AUGCUUUCCGCUGACGAGCAGUUAUCUGAAUGUCGGGAAGUGUUUUGCUACUUCGAUUCGAAGGGUGAUGAACGCAUUGGGGUGGGUCAAGUUGGUGAUGUAUUGCGAGCGCUUGGUCAAAAUCCUACGGAAGCUGAAAUUCGAAAAUGUUGCGCUCAUUGGACUGAUCCUGAUACGAGAAUCACUUUCGAGGAUUUCGUUCCAAUCUACCAAUCUAUUAAUAAAUGCCGAGAAAGUCAUUCCUUAGAGGAAUUUGUCGAAGGUCUAUCUCAUUUCGACAAAGAGGGAAAUGGCUGUAUUAAUGUGGCUGAACUUCGUCAUCUUCUUACAACUCUUGGUGAACGAUUAUCAGAUGAAGAGGUCGAUCAGUUGCUUGCUGGACAUGAAGAUUCACAUGGGAAUGUUAAUAUAUCGGAUUUUGUGCGUGCAAUUAUGCAUGCGAAAAUUGUCAAAGUAACUCUAGAUCCUCAAGUCUUGAUGGGUUCUGUACCUCGCGAUGCCUUGGUUAUACAAGCUGUGCUUAAAGAAAUGGGAAUCACCGAAUAUGAACCUCGUAUUAUUUCACAGCUUCUCGAUUUUGCCUAUGGAUAUACAGUUGAAAUUCUCGAAAGUGCGCGUUCAAUAAGUGAACAUGCUGAGAAGAAACAAAUAGAUGAAUUAGACAUACAAUUUGCCAUCGAUAGUGCUGCAUGCUCAUGGAGGAGUGUAAAUCCAGAUCGUCAGUUUCUGUUGGAAUUGGCUGAGAAGAAAAAUUCCAUUCCACUUCCUGCUAUCAAACAAGAUUUUGGCCUUCGUUUGCCUAAUGAUCGAUUCUGUGUUAUACAACCGAAUGUAAAGUGGAAGAGUACUGCACGUCUGCGGGAAUUAGGAGAUCGAAUGAGCAGAGUUGAGAAAGAAUCCACUGAACGUUCGGUUGACUUGAGUAGGCAAACAAAACCUGAGAGCAUAGCAAAUAUUUUAAAACGACGAGCACCAGAUGAUGAUGACUUUGAUACAGUGUGA
This is a messenger RNA of Dracunculus medinensis (Guinea worm), 1002 nucleotides long. NCBI's taxonomy places the organism in Eukaryota, Metazoa, Nematoda, Chromadorea, Rhabditida, Dracunculidae. The record is from the annotation of a GenBank genome assembly.